UUCUCGUCUCUCUUCCCGUCUCUCGUCUCCCCCGUCAUGUUGUCGCCCUUCCCUCCAGCGCAUGUCCGGCUGUACCAGGCUGUGACGGCUGGCGGGCUGGCUGGUGGUAGCCAGUGCUCCCCAGCCAGCGGGCAAUGAGCCAGGUGCCAGGGCAUCUCGAGCUGAGCAGGUGCGAUGCUCCCCAAGCAUCCCAGCACCCAGCACCCAGCAACCCAUCCUGAGUCCUCAUCGCCCUCUCCCCCCCAAAAAUCCCAUCUUCGAAGACGCCCCCCCUUCCCUUGCCUUCCCUCCCCCCCAUUAUCCAGUCCGCAAUCCGCGCACCCAAGCACAAGGUGCCAGCCAGUCCCCAAGCCCGCAGAGUCCAAGUCCCCCAACCUAAGCAGUGCAGUCACUGUUAUCACUCGUUCGCCCUCUCUCUCUUUUCGGCUUGGCCUGGGCUCUGGCCUGCACGCUCCUGCACUGGGACCUGUCUCGCUCAACUCGCACCGCACCGCACCAGCACCGGCACUCCUACCUUACUCCUACCAAGGUACUGCUGCUGCCACCACCACCGCUGGUCUCUACUACGCUCCUUUGGGGGACCCAUCCAUCUUUCUCUCCUUCGUGUCGUGCCCCCCUCUCUUCUUCUCUUUCAAUCUCUUUUCCACCCUCAUUUUCUCGACCCAAAACACCCUUCUCUCCCUCACCUCCGGUCCUCAGCACUCGAUUUCUUCCUCAUACUACGUUCUCUCGACUCGGCCCAGCUUUUCGAAACGCUCCGUCCCUCCCCGUCGACGAGGCGCAACCGCUCAACCCUUUCUUCGACUUCAUCCGUCUUCUGGCUUCGAUCGGUUCGUGGACACGCUCUUCGCGAUCACAACUCGAAAACUUUUCUACCACACGACGCUCACAACACACGCUUGUGAUAACCGAGUUGUGUGUUCUUGGUUUCGGGACGGCCGCGGUGUGUGAAGAAGCGAUUUGUUGGACCGUUCCUCGCCUCUGCGACGACCUGUCCUUUGUGAGCCAGACUCGACAAUCCCACCGAGUCCUACCUUCCCCAACUUCGUCGAGAACCCUCGACUCGAUCAUAUACUUUUCGCCGACGGAUGACGAC
This is a messenger RNA of Colletotrichum acutatum, 1096 nucleotides long. RefSeq lists its product as uncharacterized. The transcript has a single exon. The coding region runs from base 175 to 951 and encodes 258 amino acids. Lineage: Eukaryota; Fungi; Ascomycota; Sordariomycetes; Glomerellales; Glomerellaceae. The record is from RefSeq and is a predicted model, not a curated record.